Molecule: messenger RNA, 2452 nt
Organism: Calidris pugnax (ruff)
Lineage: Eukaryota; Metazoa; Chordata; Aves; Charadriiformes; Scolopacidae
Gene: CPT2
Product: carnitine palmitoyltransferase 2
Exons: 4
Coding region: 1-1851 (616 amino acids)
Biological process (GO): fatty acid beta-oxidation
Cellular component (GO): mitochondrion
Molecular function (GO): carnitine O-palmitoyltransferase activity
Source: RefSeq, a predicted model, not a curated record
AUGUCUCUGUGCUCCCCUUUUUUCAGACUGCCGGUUCCCAAACUAGAAGAUACCAUUACAAGGUACCUGAAUGCCCAGAAACCGCUUUUAAAUGAUGAUCAGUUCAGGAAAACUGAAGAACUUGCUCGACAGUUUGAAAAGGGAAUUGGAAGAGAGCUGCACGAGCAACUGGUUGCUCAAGACAAUCAGAACAAGCAUACCAGUUACAUCACAGGUCCCUGGUUUGACAUGUACCUAAAAUCACGUGAACCCGUUGUUUUGAAUUUUAAUGCAUUUAUGUCUUUUAAUCCUGAUCCAAAAUCUGAAUAUAACGAUCAGCUCAUACGAGCUACGAACAUGACAGUCUCUGCUAUACGUUUUAUGAAGACCUUCAGGGCUGGUUAUCUUGAGCCAGAGGUUUUUCACCUCAAUCCAGAAAAAAGUGACACUGAGAUCUUUAAAAAAAUUAUCCGAUUUGUGCCUUCUUCACUUUCUUGGUUUGGUGCCUACAUGGUCAACGCGUACCCCCUAGACAUGUCUCAGUACUUCAGGCUUUUCAACUCUACGCGGCUGCCUAAACCCAACAGAGAUGAGCUUUAUACAGAUGAAAAGGCAAAACAUUUACUGGUACUGAGAAAUGGGAAUUUUUAUAUAUUUGACGUUCUUGAUAGAGAUGGAAAUAUGUUGAAACCUUCAGAAAUACAAGCACACUUGAAAUACAUCCUUAGUGACAACAGUCCAGCCCCGGCCUUUCCUCUUGGCUACCUCUCCAGUGAAAACCGAGAUACGUGGGCAUUGCUGAGGAAGAAUCUGCUGGAGAGUGGCAAUGAAGAAGCUCUUCAAAAAGUAGACUCUGCUGUGUUUUGUUUAAGUUUAGAUGAUUUUCCCAUUAAAGACUUUGUGCACUUGUCCCACACUAUGUUGCAUGGAGAUGGUGCUAACCGCUGGUACGACAAAUCCUUUAAUCUUAUCAUAACUAAGGAUGGCACCGCAGGAAUUAAUUUUGAACAUUCCUGGGGAGAUGGUGUGGCUGUGCUCAGGUUCCAGAAUGAGGUUUUUAAAGAUAGCACCAAGGCACCAGCCAUCAGCCCCCAGUCCCAGCCUGCUUCUGUAGACUCUUCUGCAGCAGUGCGGAAACUUGACUUUAAGCUGAACGAUGCCUUAAAAGCAGGAAUUACCAAAGCCAAACAGAAAUUUGAUGCCAGUGUAGAAGGACUGUCUGUUAAUAUGAUUCAGUUCAAUGAAGGGGGAAAGGACCUUCUAAAGCAGAAGAAGGUAAGCCCAGAUGCUGUGGCUCAGCUUGCCUUCCAGAUGGCUUUCCUCCGACAGUACAAUCAGACUGUUGCUACAUAUGAGUCUUGCAGUACUGCAGCUUUCAAACAUGGUCGUACAGAGACCAUACGUCCUGCCUCUAUCCAUACAAAGAAAUGUUCGGAAGCUUUUGUCAGGGAACUCUCCAAACAUAGCACCGAAGAUCUUCAGAAGUUGGUAGUGGAGUGCUCAAAAUACCACGGCCGUUUGACAAAAGAAGCUGCUAUGGGUCAGGGAUUUGACCGGCAUCUCUUUGGCUUGCGCUAUUUAGCCUCAUCCAAAGGUAUCCCACUGCCUGAUUUCUAUCAAGACCAAGCCUAUGCUCGGAUUAAUCACAACAUCAUUUCCACGAGCACGUUGGUUAGCCCAGCUGUGCAGUUAGGGGGGUUCGGUCCCGUGGUGGCUGAUGGCUUUGGAGUUGGAUAUCAGGUACACGAUGAUUGGAUAGGUUGUAAUGUUUCCUCUUACCCGACGAGGAAUGGUAAAGAAUACCUUCAGUGUAUAUACAAGUCACUAGAAGAUAUCUUUAAUGUUUUGAAGGGCAAGAAAAUUGGUAGUUAGACAUAAAAGCUUUGGAACACAGUACAAAAUGCAGACUGUCUAAUUGGUACACUAAUCAGUGUUCAAUGUGGCUGAGACUGGCUUCAUUGUCUUCGUUGAACUUGAAUACUCUUAGAUUGACUAUGAAAUUUGUAUCUAUUUUAAAGAAAUCUAGUACUGACCUUGAAUGCAUGUUUCAGGAAAUACAAACAUUCACGAUGUCAAAAUUAAGUAACAGAUCGAUCUGUUCCAACAGAUCCGUGUGUUCUUAAAACACAUUACUUAAAGGCAUUGUUACCAAGUUUAGGAACUUGGAACAUCUCUGUUCCAUGAAUGCUCAGACAGACAACAGCACUGUGAUACCACUCUUAGAGUUUAAAAAAAUACAUGCAAUAAUUUUAAAUACGAAAGAGUGGUUACAUUUGCACUCUUACAGUAGGCUUGCUUACUAACUUGUCACACUUACUUCUCUCUUUAAACUUGAAUUGAUACCGAAACUGAUUGUGCCUCAACCACUUGAAGCCUUUCCACUCUAACAGAGGCUUUAAGUAACCUGCAGUCACCAACUGUGGUGUUAAAUUGACUGGAAAAGACUGUAUUUUAAUAAAGCUAUCAAUAAUCA